Molecule: messenger RNA, 1019 nt
Organism: Nicotiana tabacum (common tobacco)
Lineage: Eukaryota; Viridiplantae; Streptophyta; Magnoliopsida; Solanales; Solanaceae
Product: putative gamma-glutamylcyclotransferase At3g02910
Cellular component (GO): cytosol
Molecular function (GO): gamma-glutamylaminecyclotransferase activity
Source: RefSeq, a predicted model, not a curated record
AUCUAAGAUCAAUUACACCAUAAAACUAAGAUCAGACAUUUUAGAGUGUUUUUUUAAACCUUUAAUUUUUCAAUAGCAUUUUUUGGGAGCAAAAAAUACUUUCUUUGCAAAAUAAUUCUCUAAAAAAAGAUUUUCUUUAUAAAACGCCACAAGAUAAUUUAGGAAAGAAAAUCAGAGUUGCAUCGUCAUUGCUGACUCACAGAUCCAAUGAUCCCGGGUCAUGAGAACAGAUUCCGGGCCCAACUGUCGCACGUGAGUAAGGACCCUUUCUCGUGUGAAUUUAUCAAAUUCAUUACUCUUUUCACUUUUCUGAAAACAAUCAGUUACUCCAACGUUAAUGGCAAUCGCAGAGGGCCCCACCAAAACCGAUUCGCGGUUAAUCUUCACGUAUGGAACCCUAAAGCGCGGAUUCCCCAACCAUUUCCUGAUGGAAAAUCUGAUCGGCGCCGGCGACGUCGUUUUCGUCGGUGAGUACACGACAGUGGAGACCUUCCCGCUCGUCUGCGGGCCCUACGGAAUCCCAUACCUGAUCAACAUCCCCGGGUCGGGUAACCGGGUCAGGGGCGAGCUCUACAAGGUGAAAGGCAGUGGGCUUGGGCCGCUGGACGAUCUGGAAGGGAUCGAGAGAGGCCAUUACGAGAGGCUGCCGUUGACAGUCGCCGGAGACGACGGUGAGACAGUGGCGGCGGAGGCGUACUUCGGGCACCGGAGCUUUGGGGAAGGAAUGUGGAAGAGAUGCGGAGAAUCAGGGUUUGAGGAGUUCACUAUAGAAAUGGGGGAGAAAUAUGAGAGGAAAGAAGACAGGCCUCCCAAUAAUGAUUUUCUUCAAAAUAUCAGAGAUUUUAUCUCCAACGGGAACUGAGAUUGUAAUAUUCCCCUCUCUUAAUUAAACUUUUUAGUUAGAUAAUAAGAAGAAAAAAAACAUGAUUAUGUCAUUGUUAUUGUUGCUAUUAUGUCUAUUGCAAAUGCUUUAAAUUGUAUGGAAAUGAUUAUUGCUGGAAAUGCUCCAUAACUUUGAA